CGUUACUUCUUGCGGUGGCUAUCACGGAGCUUCCACAGAUUCAGUAACAUUAGCAAGUGGUGGAGGCCAGCAGGUGGAUGAAGGAAAAGGGAGGCAAGAGGAGACACCCGAAGCGGCCGCCGGUCCGCGUGUCAGGUGAACUUCAGCUGAUCAGCAGGAGGAGAAGAGUCUGACGGAGCAGCAGAGGAACAUUUUCAGCUACUUGGACUCAGCUCAGCCGCUACAGAGAAAACAAUGAGCUCAACACAGAAGGACCAACAUGGAGCGAGAAGUCAGCGCUCUCAGGAGGCCGACAAACCUCACAGAAGAAAGGGAGAGAAAACAUACACCUGUGACGAGUGUGGGAAGGAUUUUACUUUGAAGGGUUCACUAAAACUUCAUCAGGUCAUCCACACUGGAGAGAGACCGUUCAGCUGUGACUUGUGUGGAAAGUCUUUUCCCUGGAAGUGUUCCCUAAAAAAACACCAAGUCGUCCACAGUGGAGUUAAAGCAUAUAGCUGUGAUCAGUGUGGCAGAGCUUUUACUCAAAGUAGCAGCUUACAGAGUCAUCUAGUUGCCCACUCUGGAAUUAAGGCAUACAGCUGUGACAUCUGUGGAAAAACUUUCAGCCGGAGAAGGUACCGAAAUACACACCAACGCAUUCACACCAGACAUGAUGUGUACUGCUGUGAACAGUGUGGCAAAGAGUUUAUAACAGACGCAAGCUUACAACAACACAUGUUUACCCACACUGAGGAGAGGCCUUAUAAAUGUGACCUGUGUGAGAAGGCUUUUAAAGCCCCACGUUACCUGAGACAACACCAACAGAUCCACACCAGAAAGAGACUCUACAAGUGCAGUUACUGUGAGAAGCAGAGAGACACAGAUGGAUCCUGUUCUCAACCCUGUCAUCACUGUGGUGGUGGGAAAGACGUUCAUUGUGACCUCUGUGGAAAAACUUUCAGUCGGCAAGCCGCCCUAAAAAUACAUCAACGUAGACACACUGGAGACAAACUGAAAUACUGCAAAGAAUGUGGGAGAAGCUUCACCAAAUCAAGUAGAUUAAAACAACAUGAACUGAUUCACAGUGGGGUUAAAAAGCACCUCUGUGAUCAGUGUGGGUCAUCCUUCACCUCUGCAUGGGAGCUUAAAACACACAAACGAGUCCACACAGGAGAGAAACCAUACAAGUGCAGACACUGUGACAAAAGCUUCUCACAAUCAAGUAGUCGUAACUAUCAUGAACGUACACACAUGGAAGGAAACUACAGCUGUGACCAGUGUGACAAGAGCUUCAGGAAUCUCAGUUCAUUCUCUGAACACAAACGAUCCCACGUUACUAAUAAACUGUUUCACUGUUACCAAUGUGCCCAAACAUUCACCUCAUUGUCUGCUCUGUGCAAACAUCAGCGUGAUCACUCAGGGCUGAAAUCACUCCCAUCACUGGAUCACAGUGAAUCUGAAGAGACAGAAAGAUCCUCUGGUUUCAGUGUUACACCCAAAAAGCUUGAGAUCAGGCUCCACAGAGUUCAGAUAGAAUCAUUUAAACUUGUGUUGAACUGAACUGGUUGCUGGGCUGAACUUCUACAUAAUACAGAUUUACAUGGGAUCUUAUUUUCUGUCGUUUUACUGAGUCAGUUUUGUCAUUUUUUCUCUGUCCUGGUUUUGCUCGUCUGUAAAUAAUUGAAACUCAGUCAAAUAGUUCAUUGUUCGCCAGCAAAACGUUUUGGAAACUCAUGUUUAACCUUUAAAACUCUGACAUGUUUUAGCACACAAGGCUUCAUCGGGGAGUUCACUCAUGAUUGGACCAUGAGAAUAAAGGUUUUUAGUUCUUUCAAAGAGA
Pelmatolapia mariae (spotted tilapia) is the source of this 1822-nucleotide messenger RNA. RefSeq names its product zinc finger protein 271-like. The transcript is spliced from 4 exons. Bases 235 to 1542 code for a protein of 435 amino acids. Lineage: Eukaryota; Metazoa; Chordata; Actinopteri; Cichliformes; Cichlidae. The record is from RefSeq and is a predicted model, not a curated record.